Messenger RNA from Carya illinoinensis, 2559 nucleotides. Its product is annotated as protein FAR1-RELATED SEQUENCE 5-like. The record is from RefSeq and is a predicted model, not a curated record. Lineage: Eukaryota; Viridiplantae; Streptophyta; Magnoliopsida; Fagales; Juglandaceae. The coding region runs from base 1 to 2559 and encodes 852 amino acids. The transcript has 8 exons. Gene Ontology annotation, molecular function: zinc ion binding.
AUGGCCCGGCCCAUGCGGCUUGUGCAGCAGAUAUAUUUUAAUGACCUUGGUAGGGAACGAUCUUCAUGUUCUUUGGACAACCACAGAGAUGUGUGGGCUGGCCUGGAGUGGCUAAUGGCUUCGCUUCGGGUUCUGGGUGACGAAGGUGAUGGCGGGGAUACAUCAAAUCUGGAUAUACCAUCAACUUCUCCAAACAUCUCAAAUUACAUGCACGGUUAUUAUGGACCAAUGCCUGCUUGGUCACCGGGUUUUUUAGCAUAUCCUAGUGCCAACCAAUAUCCAAUGCACCUACAGAAUGGUAGUUACCCUUUUCAACAUGGCAUGGAAGGUCCGGUAUCUCGUAUUAGUACAGGCUCCAUUACGAGCAAAUUCCAAGGUACCGAGGAUAAUAGAACCGAUGGUGGGGAAACCGAAUCGCCAUGUACAUCCUCUAGAGUUGAUGAAUGUUUUGCGGAUGGACCACGCGCACAAGAUAACAGACCCGAUGGUGGGGAAACUGAAACCCCCAUAUCCAGUGCCGGAGAAUCUGAGAAAGUGCAAAUGGAUGGUGAUGAUGUGCCAAAGUCCAAGAUGGAGUUUAAUUCCUUAGAAGAUUUAAUGAGUUACUAUAAGGAAUAUGAGAAGAAAUGCGGGUUUGGGGUGAUGACAAAAAGAAGUGAGAGGGGAGAGGAUGGGACUGUUAGAUAUGUUACGCUUGCCUGUGCCCGUGGUGAGAAGGUCCGGAAUAGAAUUUUGAAUGUCUCCAACCCUCGUCCGAUAGGAAAGACUGAAUGUAAGGCAAAGAUUAAUGCCUCAAAAACUCCUGAUGGAAAGUUUCGGCUGAAUUUAGUUUACAAUAUCCAUAACCACAACCUUAGCCCAAAGAAAUCACGCUUCUUUCGAUGUAAUAGAGAAGUAAGUGAAUCCGUAAAAAGGGUCCUUGAUACAAAUGAUAUGGCUGGCAUCCGAAUGAAUAAGAGUUUCGGAUCUCUUGUUGUUGGCGAGGGUGGAUUUGAGAACCUCCCGUUUCUGGAAAAGGAUUGUCGUAACUACAUCGACAAGGCACGACAUCUACGACUGGGUACAGGUGGUGCUGGGACGCUUCGAGACUACUUUUUACGAAUGCAGUACAAAAAUCUGGGGUUCUUUGCAUUAAUGGACCUAGAUGAUGACGGGAGGUUAAAGAAUGUAUUCUGGGCUGACCCCCGUAGUAGAGCAGCCUACCAAUAUUUCGGUGAUGUGGUCACAUUUGACACCACAUACCUGACGAACCGAUAUGGGAUGCCCUUUGCACCAUUUGUUGGUGUAAACCACCAUGGGCAAUCAAUUUUGUUGGGAGCUGGCUUGAUUUCCUCAGAGGAUACGGAGACAUUCGUGUGGUUAUUUCAGACUUGGUUACAGUGUAUGGAUGGUAUAGCCCUUAAGGCUAUUAUCACUGAUCAAGACAGAGAGAUGAAAAAUGCUAUUUCAAUUGUUUUCCCCGAGAGCCGGCAUCGAUUUUGCCUUUGGCAUAUACUUAAGAAAGUACCCGAAAAGCUUGGGAGCUAUGCUUCCUACAAGAUUGGAAUGAAAACUGCACUAAUGAGAUGUGUGUAUGACAGCCAAAGUCGGGAAGAUUUUGAGAAAUGUUGGGAUCAGUUCAUCACCAUGUACAACUUGCAUGAGAAUGCAUGGCUGCAGAGUUUAUACACUGAGCGUGAGUAUUGGACAAACUUAAAAGAGUUUGUCGAUCAAUAUGAUAAUGCCUUGAAAAAGAAAAUUGAGAAUGAAAAUGUAGCGGAUUUCCACUCAUUUAAUGUCACUAUUCACUGCAUCUCAAGAUCUCCCAUUGAAAAGAGAUAUCAAGAUUUGUACACGAAUGGAAAGUUUAGGGAAGUUCAGCAACAACUUGCCCGCAUUAUCGACUUGGACCCAGUUUUACUGAAGGUGGAUGGUACUAUAAAGACCUAUGGUGUGGAGGAUGAAGUUUGUCUUGAAGAGUUCACUAAAUUGGUUACACAUUUAGUGGUCUUUAGUCAGGAAGAUACAGCUGCCAAGUGUUCUUGUGGGUUGUUUGAAAUGAGGGGGAUAGUGUGCAGGCACAUCUUCGCUGUGUUCAAAUGUAACGGGAUUAAAUCAUUGCCUGAUAGGUACAUCUUGGAUCGGUGGACGAAGGACAUCAAAAGAAGAUACAUGUUAAUCCACAGCAGCUACGACACAGUACAGCAACGGGAGGAUUCUAUAGCUUAUUCAAGUCUUUUGAACAUAUGUUAUAAGAUGAUUACUCAUGCUGUGGGUUCGAGAGAACAUACUUUGGAUGCAACUAAUAAGUUGCAUGCAAUGAUUGAGCUGUAUUCUGGAAAUCAAGAUCCCCCAUGUUGUCCCAAUGUUGAUGGUACAACAAAGGUUUCGGCUAAUAUUGGUUCUUCAAAACAACAAGAUGGAGAAGAUACACCAGUCGUAGACGUGCGCAAGAAUUUAUUUGGCGUUGAGCAAGCUGUUCGAGAAUCUAUACCAGCUCCCGACAUAACUGAAGCCCAGCCCCAAGAAACAUUUGGGCAAAGUCAAGAAAGUAUGCUUGUUGGGUUGGAUGGAUCAUAA